Messenger RNA from Oryzias melastigma (Indian medaka), 12857 nucleotides. It is a transcript of the gene spegb, whose product is annotated as striated muscle enriched protein kinase b. The coding region runs from base 668 to 11410 and encodes 3580 amino acids. Gene Ontology annotation, biological process: protein phosphorylation. NCBI's taxonomy places the organism in Eukaryota, Metazoa, Chordata, Actinopteri, Beloniformes, Adrianichthyidae. The record is from RefSeq and is a predicted model, not a curated record. The transcript is spliced from 41 exons. Gene Ontology annotation, molecular function: protein binding; protein kinase activity; ATP binding.
GCAGACAGACCGCGCAGCUGUCAUUGUAAGGCUAGCAAGGCUGCCACUGUCACUUCUCCCAGCAGACUCACCAGCAGACGUGGGGGGGUGAUCAUGAGUGGGGCACUUUAGAGUAUGGGACAAGGAAGCGGGGGUGUUGGGUUUAACUAGAUUGGAUUUGACGCUACCCAACUGGAAGCCAAGGGAGACGGAGAUCAAGAGACAGCAGCCUCGUAUCGGAAUAACAAAGAAACUGAUUGUAGACGUGAACAGUUAAUUUCGGUGGAGUUGUUCAAAAAAAUACAGGUGAAAAUCGGGAAAAGGAGCUGAAGAAGCAGGGCCUUCACUUCCAAGAGACAAGUCAAGGGAGCUGCUGCUAAUGCAACAUGAGCUGGUGGGUCUUACCCUAAAAAUACUGGUGUGCAGGAGAGUGGUAGCUACUCGAUUACCUGAUGAUGAACAAUUUAUUUUUCUCAUUUAGAAAACUUUUAGUCACAAACAAAUGUUUUAGAAGUUUGAUUGUAGAAAUUCUUUUAUGAAUUCAUAAUUUUCCACAAAAGAUUCUGACUUUUUUUGUAUCGGAUGGUAAAUAAUUAUACCCAACUUAACUGGUGUUUGUAUAUGAGAGUGUCGUCUCAAAAGGACACAUUUGGACAAUAGAAGAUACACCUGGGAGGUCAGUUCAACCAUGAGGAAAGCUGACGUCCAAAUGUCCCUAAAGAAGGGGGCAGAGGAAGCGGCUGCCCCCUCAAGUCCCAUCAUACCCCCUAAACGGUCCAAAGCAAACCCUGACCAGGUUGUACCAGAGCCUCCGGCCCCUGGACGUCCCUCGCCAACUCCACCCGUUUUUAUUCGUAAAAUGAGGAACUCUGCCGUGGGGACAGGCUGUGACAUCCGUCUGAAGGUGACUGUGGCUGGAGACCCUCAGCCGUCCCUGUACUGGUACCACAACGAUGCGCUUCUCAACAUGGAGAACCAGGAGUACGGAGGACUCUGGAUUAGGGAUUGCAAACCCAGUGAUGCUGGCCUCUACACUUGCAUCGCCAACAAUCACCUUGGAGAGGCUCGGACUAGUGCUGUGCUGGCUGUCCUGGACCUCGGUGAAGAUUCUGAAUCAACAGAUGAUGAGGGCGGAGACCAGCUUGAAACCAAAGGAGACAGUGGAGAUGUUGAAGGCCAGACUGCCCCUACAAUGAUGGAAAGAUGUGGAGAGGAAACUGACAAACCACAUGGACAAGAGUAUUACUCCACCAGGAACCAGUCUGAGGUUUCCAGCACAUCUAUUCCACAAGUUCUUCCCCCACCAUCCCCAAGACUGGUCAAGCGCAUUUCCACCUCUCCUAUGCCAAGUCGCUCUGGUUCAACAACUCCUGUCAGUUCGCGUAAGAAAAUCAUCCUGUCAACUGAAUACCAAGAUACAGUACCUGGAGAGUUUGAAGAAAAAGUUAAACAGCCUAAAGCUGUUUCUCAAACAAACACCACCGACACCCGACCACAAACCCCGCAAAGUGAUUACUCCCGGAAAGACUUUCCUCUCAGGCCUUCGCCAAAGCUUACAAGAGCAAGCUCCAAGGUUUUUGAGAAGGUCCGUGGCUUAGAGGAGAGAAGGCGAAGUCUUGAUCUUCCAGAAGCUUCUGUCUCUGGAAGGUCCUGGGCAGGGUUCAAUCUUGCUGGGUCAGUUGAUUCAGAUGAUGGUGGAAGCCGAUUGGGCAUCUCCAGGGAGAGUUCUAGGGAAGAUCUUAGGGAGGCUUUAAAAGAGGAUGCCGCUGAGCGGAGGUCCAUGUUUCGACAGAGAGCAGCCUCACUGGAGGAUAAACCUCGGUACACCCAAAAAGUACAAGACAUUGAAAACAAGUUCACGGAAGAGCUCCAGCGAAUCAAAAAGCUGGUUGGAAAACCCCAUAUGAAAAAAUCUUUCUCUACUGAACAGCUCACCCUGAAGAGCAAGCAGCGACAACCUUUCAGGAAAAUUGAGCCGAUUCCUCCACAAGUUCUACAUAAGCUUCAAGAGAGGGAGCGUAUGCAGUGGGCAAAGGAGAAGAGAGAAAAGGAAUUAGCUGAGCAACCACAGCAAACACCACAACAAACAAAUCAAUCCCAGUUCCAAAAUACCUCAAAUAUUGGCUCAACAAGUGUAACAUCGAGUAGACAUCUGGAUGCAGCAAGACUUCCGGAGUCAAUGCAGUUGUCAGAUUUACCAGGACAACGGCUAGUGAGAGAAUUACACAGAGUCAGCCCAGUCACGGAAAUCAUUCAGCGAUCGUCUUCUCCAGCAUUUCACCAGCAACAAAGGGAGGGGUCACCAAUUAGAAAUGUUACGGAGAUGACAUUGCGCAAGGUUGAGCGAAGACCACCAAGUCCACUUGUUCAAAGAGUAACACGAAUGCAAGAUCCACAUCUCAUUCAAGAAUCGGCUGUCCAGUCCUCACAAAAGACUGACACUUCAGGGAGAAAGACACCUGUGGAAGUCGCGUUAAGAAAAAUUGAAAACAGACCGGAGAGUCCUCUGGUCCAGAAAAGGACUUUCACUUUGCAGGAUCCUCUUCCUCAGCAACCACCGAAAACCCAGAGGGCAUCAUUGGUUACCCCGACAGAAGAGAAAAUGGAACUGGAGCUAACUAAAGCAAAGGUCCCAAGGAUUGUUGUUGAGGAGGAGAGAAUGGAAGUGGAUGUUCCGGUGAAGACAGCAGAACCCGAGCAGAAAACAACAGUCAAUCAACAACAUCUGAAGACAAAAGGAAAGACCCGACGCACUCGACCGAUGUCCCCAGAGCUAGAUUCUUCAGAUGACUCUUAUGUGUCUGCUGAAGAAGACCCAAUGGAGGCGCCUGUGUUUGAGUUUCCUCUGCAGGACACUGUAGCAUCUGCUGGUGCAGAUGUCUUACUAAAAACUAUAAUCGCUGGAACCCCCAUACCAACUGUUACGUGGACUAAAGAUAACAUCGAUGUCUCAGGCUUUGCAAAUUUUUUAGUAAAGGUGGAGGGUGAACGGCACAGCCUACUCAUUAAAUCUGCAAAAACAAGUGACGCUGGAAAAUACUGUGUCACUGCAGUCAAUCAGGUGGGGAAAGCAUCCUGCUGUGGAACAGUGGUAAUUGAAGUAGGGUCUGUGCAGGAGCCAAAGGGAACCCUGGGUUUACCAAGAGAUAUUAGCAGCCCUAUUACAUCAGAUGAAGAGUAUCUCAGUCCCUUAGAGGAGGCUAUGGAUUUUGGAGUUCAAGAGCCAAGGCGAACUAUUGACUCACGGUUCAGACAACCCCCUGCAUUCAUGGUCACAAUGGCUGAUCAAUCUGUCAUAGAAGGGCAGGAAGUGACCAUGUCUGUUAGAAUAAGCGGACAGCCGAAACCCAUGCUUUAUUGGCUGAGAGACAGAGUGACUGUGAAAACAGGCCCUCGUCACAUAGUGCGUGAGACCACAGAUGGCACCUUUGAAAUGACAAUUAAGUCGGCAACAAGGUCAGACACCGGAAUUUACACCUGCAGGAUUAUUAACGAAUAUGGCACAAAGCAGUGCGAAGCGAGACUGGAGGUCAAAGCCCCACCCAUAGAGCCAAGUCUAGCCAUCGUCCGGCCCGUGAGAGACAUUACCGCCAAAGCUGGAGAGACGGUUUUGUUUGAGUGUCACGUUGUUGGACCAAAAGACACUGAUGUGGAUUGGCUCGCAGAUGGAAAACUGAUCCAGCCAGCACUGCUGAACUGCAAGAUGCACUUUGAUGGAAGGAAGUGCAGGCUGUUGCUCAAUUCUGUCCACGAGGAUGACAGCGGCACAUACAUGUGCAAACUCAGCACAGCCAAAGAGGAAUUGACAUCAUCUGGUAAACUUAAAGUCAUCCCCUCCUUAGAGCCUUUGUUCACUCGUAAGUUAGAUAUUUUGGAAGUGAUUGAGGGGCGAAAUGCUCGAUUCGACUGCAAGAUCAGUGGCACACCACCUCCAAAAGUCAUUUGGAGCCAUUUUGACCAGUCACUCAUAGAAAGUGAAGAUAUUCGCAUUCUUCAAGAGGGUGGACGUCAUUCCCUGGUCCUUUCCCACGUGACCAGCCAGGACGAAGGGUUAUACACUAUCAUAGCUCAAAACUGCCAUGGCGAGGCAGAAAGUUCCUCUGAGUUGUACAUACAGGAACCACGGCCCGCCAUCUCUUCUCAGUUGGCUAAACUUGAGAAGAUGCCAUCUAUCCCAGAGGAGCCAGAGGUCCCAGAGAAUGAGGUGGAACGUUUUACCAUGCCUGACUUCAUCAGACCUCUCUAUGAUCUAGAUGUGAUUGAAGGAAAAGAGGCUGUGCUAAAAUGCAAAGUGGCCGGCUUGCCAUAUCCAACUAUCUCCUGGUUCCACAAUGGGAGAAGGAUUGAAAGCACAGAGGACAGAAAGAUGACACAGUUUCACGACGUCCAUAGUCUGGUCAUCCGUUCUGUGUGUCACGCUCAUGGAGGCGUCUAUAAGAGUGUGAUCUCUAACAAAAUAGGAAAAGCCACCUGCUAUGCUCACCUCUAUGUUACAGACAUCCUUCCUGAUCCUCCUGAUGGCACUCCAGUAAUAGAGUCCAUCACUGGUAAAACCAUCACACUAAGUUGGAAGAAACCAAGAAGAUUAGAUCCUUCUAUUGAUCCUAGUUCCCUGAUGUACGCCAUCCAGCAACAAGCCCUGGGCUCCAUCCAGUGGACAAUCAUAGCCUCUGGCUUGAAGGAAACCAUCUACACCAUCACAACUCUCUCCAAGAGUGUGCGCUACGCUUUCAGGGUCCUGACCAUCACCUCAAAGGCAUUCAGUAAACCCUCACCAGCCACUGACCCUGUCCAGCUUUUAGAUCGAGGUCCGUACCUUCAGGAGGCUCCAGUGAUUGUUGACAAACCAGAUGUAGUGUAUGUGAUUGAAAACCAGUCGGUUACUAUCUCCAUAAAUAUCAAUCAUGUCAACGCCACUGUUACGUGGAAGAGGAAAGGCGUGACCCUGGCCAACAAGCCGAGCCUGUAUGAGAUGACAAUGCCGGAUGAUGACCAGCACACGCUUAAGCUGCUGAAAGUGAAGAGUACUGAUGUGGGAGAGAUGACAUUUGUGGCCUCCAACGAGUAUGGAAGUGACAGCUGCACUUUCAUUGUGGAGAUGGCAGCUCCACCGACAUUUGAAACCAUCAUGGAGGACUUGGACGUCUGCUCAGGGGAGACUCCUCGCUUUGCAGUAGUUGUGGAGGGAAAACCCAUUCCUGACAUCCUGUGGUUUAAGGGUGAUAACUUGCUCUCGGAGAGCAGUCAUUACACUUUUGUGUAUGAUGAUAAUGAAUGUUCCCUGGUGGUUCUGAAUGCUCAUCCUGAGGACUCCGGAGUCUACACGUGCACCGCUCGAAACUUGGCAGGGUCUGUGUCAUGUAAAGCAGAACUCACAGUUCAUGAAGCUAGACACAAAGAGGACUCAAUGGAAGAUGAAGAAAGUAUUCUAAGAAAGAUGCGACGACUGACGGACUACUAUGACAUCCACAAGGAAAUUGGAAGGGGUGCAUUUUCUUACGUGAAGCGUGUGACCCAUAAGGGGAGCAAGAUGGAAUACGUUGCAAAGUUUAUCUCCACCCGGGCCAAGAAGAAGACAUCAUCUCUGAGAGAGAUGAACCUGCUCUCCAGACUCGAUCAUGAGAGAGUCAUUUACUUUCAAGAUGCGUUUGAGAAGAAGAAUGCCGUCAUCAUUAUCACAGAAAAAUGUCACGAGGAGCUGUUUGACAGAUUUAUCCGGAAAUCUGCUAUUUUGGAAUCUGAUGUACGAUCAAGCAUAAGACAGCUGCUUGAAGGUCUAGACUACCUUCAUCAUCAGAACAUCAUACAUCUGGACAUAAAGCCUGAAAACAUCCUCAUGGCAGACCCUCAUAGCGAUCAGAUUAGAAUCUGUGAUUUUGGCAAUGCGGUGGAGAUUAAACCCGAUGAGGCCCAGUAUUGCAAAUAUGGCACACCAGAAUUUGUUGCCCCGGAAAUCGUCAAUCAGUCCCCUGUUUCAAAGGCAACAGAUAUAUGGCCUGUAGGAGUUAUAUCCUAUUUGUGUUUGACAGGAAUAUCCCCCUUUGCUGGAGAGAAUGACCGUAGUUCAGUAUUGAAUAUUAGGAACUACAACGUGGCAUUUGAGGAGACCAUGUUUGCUGAUCUAUGCCGAGAGGCUAAAGGAUUCAUCAUUAAGCUGCUGGUAGCAGACAGACUGAGACCUGAUUCUCAAGAUUGUCUCAGACACCCCUGGUUUAAGAUGCUUAGCAAAGGAAAGGCCAUUAGUACAGAGGCUUUAAAAAAGUUUGUGUCUCGGAGAAAAUGGCAGCGAUCAAUAAUCAGCUAUAAAUCAAAAAUGGUAAUGCGAUCCAUCCCAGAAUUGUUGAAUGACUCCUCCAGCCAUGUCUCCAUUGCAGUUCCAAGACAGCUCAAAGACAGUUCAGCUUUGCCAUCGUCAUCAUCGGAUUCAGAUGAAGACAUUGAUGAACUGCCUUUCAUCCCUAUGCCAGUCAACAUGGAAUUCUCCAGAUCAUGGAUGUCGUUGACUGACAUUCAGAGCAAUGAGGGAGAAACUGGGAAGCCAGAUGGAACAAGUAAGCGGUCUGAAUCUUCCGGUCAAGCCCACGAAGCAAUGGAGUGUGACUCUGAAGUAAUAGAUAAAAAAAGUCUUGAAGUUUCAUGCAAAGAUCCGCCUUGGAAAAGACCAACUCAAGAGAAAGAAGAUCGUCCUUUAAAUCAUGAAACAAAUUUGCCAGAAAAGCGAGAACAAGCUAGAAAACCUCUAAAAAGAGGUUCAAGUGUGGAAUCUGACAAAGCAGAAGGAGGACGAAGAAAAGGAGAGUUAAGACGCGGGGGUUCAGCUGACAGUGCGUUGAUGCUUCGGAUUCCUGCUGAGGAGGGAACCGAGGCAGAAAACCGGGAAGAUGGGCGAAGAGUUCUGAAGAAAGCGGUUUCUAUGGAAUUACCAAGGAGGAGCACCAGCCCAGGAACUGCUAAGAUGAGUCAAGAAGAUUAUGCUCUUAAGCUCGAGCUGAUGAGACAAAGACUGCUUCGUGGUGGCUCUGUUGACAACAAAAUGAGUGGGCUAAGAGGACCUCUGUUGGAAACAUUAGGAAUGGGAGAUGAAAAACGAGUCGUGUCAUCUCGCACCGCUCGACUCGGUCCACCUCCACUAACUAGAGCUGCAUCUAGUGAUUUCCCGAGAGAUGACGUGCCCAAACCGAAGAUUUUACGCAAAAGUACUUCUUUCAGUCAAGGAGACUCAGAGCCCAUACCUUUACAUCGGCGGUCUGGAGCUCCUUUGGAGAUUCCUGUGACUCAGGUAGAGGAGAGAAAGCUCAAGGAAGCCAUAUCUAUGUCAGCUUUAACAGAGCAAAUCAAAUUUGACUCUCGUCCUGUGACGCCCAGAGAUCCUUCACCCAAACCGCCAACUCCUGAGUCGGUAGUGCGGGAAAGUCCCACAAAAACAGAGAGUGAUGACUAUCUAAUGGAGAAAGAAAUGAAGACUGAUGAAAGCAUGAAUGAAAAGAUGGAUGGACUGACGACUGAAAGUAAUUUUGAUGAGAGGUCUAGUACAAGUGGGUUUUCAGAGAGGGACAUGAGUAUUUCUGAGGAACCAAUUAAUGAAUCAGAGUAUAUGGGUCCAAGAAUCCCUACACCACCCCCUGUAGGUCAAAGCACUGUGGAGAAAAUGGAAGAGAUGGAAGAAGGAGAAAAGAAGCAAGAAAUGGAAGAAGGGAUAAGAAAAGAUGAAAGAAAUCAAAAUGUUGAUUCAAGCCAUGAAGAAACUACAAAAGUUGUUGUGAUGGAUUCAGAAAACAAAAUGGACAUACCAGUAAAAACUGGUGAGAUGAGUAUAACCACAAGUUCAGUCUUUGUGAGACCAACCCAGGAGUAUUUUCACAGUCCGGGACAAGUUGCCUCAACUCAUGUAACACCUUCAGUUCCUGCACGAGUAGUUCUUCCAGAUGGAAGAAUGUCAGCCUAUGCUAGUAUAAUGCAGACCAUCAUGGUCCCAGCUGUUAAUGAACCAACCUCAGGACCAUCAACACCCGUUGCUCCAUCCACUACAUUAUCUUCAGUGUCCCCCGAGGCGUCUUCACAAGUGAGUGUUUCCUCUCAUAUGCCUGUUUCACUAAACCCAGUCGUCAUAUCAACCACUGAGCACCCUGCAGUAUACUCCAGAGUGGCAUCUCCAGAAGUGCUGCUGAAAGAACCCACUCCACCAAAGACUUUAGCGCAAUCGUCGCCCCAACAGGAAGUCUCAGCAGGAACUGAAUUCGAAGACAUUACAUCAGAGGAAGUUUUUGAGGCUAGAUUCAAGAAACGUGAAUCCUCCCUCUCAAGAAGUCUGAAAUUUCUGUCACGUUCCAAAAAUGACGACAAAUCUCAACCUGUUCCUCCAGACUCUGGAGAGACACAUGAAGAGAUAUAUAGACCGAGGCCAGUCGGUGCGCCAUUGGAAUUUGCCCCAAGGAGAUUUGAGAAGUCCAAGUCAGUCCAGGAUCUACGUGAAGCUCAAAAAGACCAAGGUUUCAUGAGAAGGCUCUCAAUGCGCUUGAAAAGAACUCCAUCAACAGAGCGGAAGGACGACCUACCAAAGGCAGAUGAUUCAGCUGCUUCCAGCCGCAGACUUUCUUGGACUCUUGGCAGAAGAGGGUCUCAGGAAAAGAAGGAAGGUGACACAAUGCAAGUAGAUGACCAGGAUCAAAAGGAAGUCAAGAAACCAAGUGAGUCUCCUGUCUUGGCAAUGCGCAGAAAGAUUGAAUCUACAGUGGCUGGGAUCUCUACAAGAAUUCGCAGCUAUUCUGAGGAAAGGAGAACAUCAGAGGAAAAGGAAACUAAGAGAACGCCCAUUUUUUCAAUGCUUCGACGUUCCACAUCAGAGAGCAGAGCCAUGAAGGUUCCUCUUGUUCCCCAGAACCAACUGGCAUCUCAGGCCCAGAAUGGUGCGUCAUCGGAAUCUCUAGACUCUAUGUCGAGCCUGAAGUCAGACACUUCGAAGGGUGUGGAAGGUGAGCGCAGAUCCCGCUGGGACCGUUGGGGCCUGACAAGAGGGAGGCGAGACAAGACAAUUUCACAGCCAGACAUACCGACAGCCAUCUACACGGACAAUAGUGCCAUGCGCUCAAACCAGUACUCCAAACUUGCUUCUGAUUUCCCUCCAGUUUUCCAUAUCAAGUUGAGAGACCAUGUCCUGCUGGAGGGGGAUCCCGUGACACUCAGCUGUCUUCCAGCAGGAAGCCCCCACCCACACAUCAGCUGGCAGAAAGACAAAAAGCCAUUGGAGAUUGAUGCCAGGAUGAACAUGAUCUCCUGCCCUGACGGCCGGCAGCUCCUCAUGAUCAUGCAGACAACCAAAAAAGAUGCAGGAGUUUAUGAAUGUGUUGCUACCAACCCUCUGGCCUCAGUGUCCAGCUCAUGUACAAUCUCUCUUGCUCGUCUACCCAAUCGGCCCGGGACUCCCGAGAUUCCACAGAAGUAUAACAACACAGCGUUGGUAUUGUGGAGGCCUUCUGACACAAUGGCGCCUUGCACUUAUUCUCUGGAGAGGAAAGCCGAGGGUGAUAACAACUGGCUGAUUGUUGCCACUGGAGUUGCAGAUUGUUAUUACAAUGUGACCGACCUGCCAGCAGGGGGCUCCUUCAGGUUUAGGGUGGCCUGUGUCAACAAAGCUGGCCAAGGCCCUUACAGUAACCUGUCAGAGGUGGUGCAUUUGGAUUCUCUAGAACCACCUAAAACUAGCUCAGCAGUGGUGGUGAAGACUGCUCCUGCAGCAGCUUCAGCUCCCCCAGUGGUGAUGAUGUCAUCCAUGAAAGUCCCCCCCAUGAAGCCCGCUCCUCCCAAAUCCACUACAGUAACAAAUGUCCAGCCAGUCCCUCCACCAUCGUCAGUUCCAGUAAUAUCUGUGUCUAAACCUGCUUCUCCAGAGACCAUCAAACCUGCUGUGCAGGUAGCUGUCAGCCAACCACCUGUGACUCUGUCUGUUAGCACAAUCUCCACUCAACAAGCUCCUGUCCAGACCACAACGUCUGCUCAGAUCACACCACCCAAAGCCAAGACCACUAUUAGCAUCAGCGUAAGCAAGCCCCAACUGAAACCUCCCCCUAUUGUUCCACCAAAACCCCAAAGUCCAAUUCAUGCAUUCCCAUCAGUUACACACAGUCCUCCGUCCCCUGAACCCUCACCAGCUCCUGCCAUUGGGAAACCUAUUUCGUCUCUCCCAAUGUACGUUCCCACUGCAACAUCUCAUGUGACGCCCCCGCCUCCAGCUGUUUCCCCGAAAACUCCAACGACAACAGCCCCUGCAGUCGCACCAGUGACCAUUUCCCCACCUGUUGUGGUGGUGCAGAGCCUGACGCCAGUUGUGCUGGGAGGAGAUAGCCGCAGCCCCUCAUCGGGACGUGUCACCCCAACAGGACGGGUCACGCCCUCUGGACGUAGAACACCACUGGGAAAGCCUGGGGAUGGUUCCCUGCGCCAGGGAGUUCCACAGAAACCGUACACGUUUAUGGAUGAGAAAGCAAGGGGUCGGUUUGGCGUGAUCCGGGAAUGUCGUGAAAAUGCCACGGGCAACCUCUUUUUGGCAAAGAUUGUGCCAUACGAGGCAGACAACAAGCAGGCGGUGCUUCAGGAAUACGACAUCCUAAAGUCACUCCAUCAUGACCGAAUCAUGGCCCUACAUGAGGCGUAUGUUACGCCACGCUACCUGGUGCUCAUCUCUGAAUACUGCAGUGGGAAGGAGCUUCUCUACAGUCUCACAGAAAGGUUCCGGUACUCUGAGGAUGAUGUGGUGACUUAUAUCGUGCAAGUCCUGCAGGGUCUGGACUAUCUUCAUACGCGGCGCAUCCUGCACCUGGAUAUCAAGCCAGAAAAUAUCAUAGUCACCCACAUGAACAUCAUCAAGAUUAUUGACUUUGGAAGCUCUCAGACGUACAACCCUCUCUUCCUCAAGCAGUUUAGUCCGCCUAUUGGAACACUGGAGUACAUGUCUCCAGAGAUGUUAAAAGGAGAUGUUGUGGGCCCUCCAGCUGACAUAUGGAGUUUAGGCGUGGUGACUUUUAUCAUGUUGAGCGGCAGGUUGCCUUUCAUGGAAAUGAAUCCUCAGGAGACUGAAGCUAAAAUCCUGGCAGCAAAGCUUGACCUCUCUAAACUCUACCAGAAUGUGUCCCAAAGUGCCUCCCUGUUCUUGAAAAAGAUCCUCUGUAGCUAUCCUUGGGCUCGUCCAUCCAUCAAGGACUGCUUCAAUAACUCCUGGCUGCAAGACGCAUACCUGAUGCGCCUUCGUAGGCAGACCCUCACUUUUACGACAACCCUUCUCAAGGAAUUCCUGGCCGAGCACCAGCGCAAGCGAGAGAAGGAGGCCACCAAGCAUAAGGUCUUACUGCGAUCCUACCAGAGCUCCCCACAAACUCCCACCAGCACCAUCACGCCAACUGUGCCAACAACGCCCUCGGCUCUUGUCACCCAAUAAAAUGGGCUUCCAAUCUUAACAGGCAGGACUUUAAGGGGACAACCCUCCUCAGACUGGGACAAGACUAGAGGUGUUGGUGGUCUCAUCAGAUCUGAGUUGUUGAACUUGUUCAGAGGAGUUUUACUCAUAAAACGGUGGGAGUCAUCAACAAAGACAACAUGAACUGUCUUUUUGUUUCAAACAAGAUUCCAAAAAAAGGUUUUUGGACAUACGGGAAUUUCGAUGAUAAAGCUGCAAAAGCUUUGACCUUAUUUUAUACCGUUGAGACUUCUUCCUGCACUGGAUGAUGCUGUCUUUGGCUUUGUACCUCAAAAUGCGUAACUUUUACAGAAGUUUUUACACAAACCAGUUUUUUUCUCAGAAAAAAAAUACCUCUACAGUGACUGCAGGCAAUUCUAUGAGUGUAACAACCUACCAUGCAAGGCUUUAAAGUGGCUGUUAUGAAUGAUCCCAGAAACAAGAAGUUAUUUGUUGAUAGAAAGUACAAUCAGUAGAUAAAAAAAUUCAAAAUAAGCAUAACAACUUUAAAACAGCACAGCCAAAGGAAAGUUGUAAAAUGACUGUUUAAAAUUCAAACUUUAAUGCGGUGAUAAGACAAAUGAAUUUAACUGCCAUUUUUAAUGAAGAUUCACAAAUUAAUAGCAUUCUAAAGAAGUAAACAUUGUUUUCAGGAAAAUAGUUUUUUAUCGUGUGUAGCAACUUUUGUGAUGGUUGAGAUUGUAGCAGCUCCAGAAAGGAAUUUUCAACCAAUGUUUUUUUAUGGGUCAAGGAUGCAUCACUCACUUCUCUUGAAGGGCUCCUUGAUCAGAACAGUAGUCCAGAUUUUUGAUCAUAUAGAUGCUCACUCUUAAACUUAGAUAAAGAGGCUAUUUCCAAUGUGCACAAGGGCUCCCAUUCCUCUAUUGCAAAAAUUAUUUUUAAAAAAAUGUCAAACUGCUUCCAAGUUUCCACUGUAAUCAGGCCAUUGUUUUAACUUUUUUGGCAACAUUUUGGAGACGAUGUCAGGAAUGCAGGGCGUUAGAUUGCACAGUGGUUAGCACUCUUGCCUCACAGCGAGAAGGCCCUGGUUCAAAUCCUGGCAGGGACCUUCCAGUCUGGAGUUUUUAUGUUCUCCCCGUGGAUGCGUGUCUCCCACGUGUUAAUUGGUGACUCUAAAUGGCCCUUAGAUGUGCAUGUGAUUGUGAGAUUGGCAACCAGAUCAUGGUGUAUCCCACCUUCGCCCAACAGUAGGUGGGUUGGCCCCAGCAGUCCCGUGACGCCAAAAGGGAUUCUGGAUGGAGCCAUGCACAAAGAAGAUGCAAUGUAAAUGUUAGAAGGUUUUGGAAAGUCUAUAGGUGCCUUUAGGGCACAGCAGUCAGCCUAACGCCAGGUUCACACCAGACUCGGAAGCGCUGCAAAGCAGUGUGCGCGCGGUAUCCGUUUCACCUCCAGUUCACACCAGACUUUU